GUGAGAAACUCGGCUACACCUGCAAAAUGGAUAUGGCAAUGGCUUCCUUCGUCGCCGCUACGCACCACCACGGCAGUCACCUGGCCGCCGGCUUCCCCUACUCCGCGCGAGCAGGCAGGAGCGUUGGCCGCAGCGGCGUCACCAUCUCCAUUAGAGCCCAGAAGAAGAGUAAUAGCGACUCUGGGAGUAGUAGCGGAGGUGGGGACGUGCGGACCAGCAGCGGGAGGCGAGUGUGGCGUCGUCGGAAACUGACCAAAGAAGAUGACAUGUUGCGUUACAAGUUGGAUCGUAUCCCUUUCUUAGAAGAGAAGGUGAGAAAGGUAAGGGAGAAUGGGAAGAUCAUAUGCCUGGAUAUUAAUCAGCUGAUGUUAUCUCAAGAGAAUAGAUUUGCGUUCACCAUGGAGGUGGCUGAAGAAGCUAAUGCCUAUCUUGAGAAGAACAGGCAUGAAUAUGGGUUAAAGAAGCCUAUACUGCAUGUUCUCAGUGAUCGCAUGAAUGAAUCUGGGUUUUCUCGGCCUGAGGGUUACCUUUAUCCUUAUCCUAUCAAGCCUGGCCCUUAUUUCAUUAAAGAGGAAGGAAACUGAGUAAAUCACAUGCUACUUGGAUCGUAAUGCACAAGCUGGGAGGCAGCCUCUUUUCAGAAGGAACUCAAGGAAGUAGUCCUGUAGAGCUUAGUCGUGUUGUAUACACUAUUCACUCUACAAUUGGGAGGAACAAAAAAUUCUCUGAAAUAUAUUGCGUAAUCAAAUGCUCGAAGAACUUGAAAUCAUGGUGGCAGGCGUCAGAAAUGUUGCAAUAAUAUCUUAGUAUUAAUGCAAAGCGAAGACAACGGGCCUUUCAAUUUGGGCGGUUGUAUUUGUUGCUUCAGUGCUAACAGGUGACCAUAUUCCUUAAGCAAGCAUUAAAACGACAAU
Messenger RNA from Zea mays, 914 nucleotides. RefSeq lists its product as uncharacterized. The transcript is spliced from 4 exons. Gene Ontology annotation, biological process: plastid transcription. NCBI's taxonomy places the organism in Eukaryota, Viridiplantae, Streptophyta, Magnoliopsida, Poales, Poaceae. The record is from RefSeq and is marked validated. The coding region runs from base 27 to 584 and encodes 185 amino acids. Gene Ontology annotation, cellular component: plastid-encoded plastid RNA polymerase complex.